Zingiber officinale is the source of this 2260-nucleotide messenger RNA. Its product is annotated as protein RETICULATA-RELATED 1, chloroplastic-like. NCBI's taxonomy places the organism in Eukaryota, Viridiplantae, Streptophyta, Magnoliopsida, Zingiberales, Zingiberaceae. The record is from RefSeq and is a predicted model, not a curated record. The transcript has 8 exons. The coding region runs from base 8 to 1639 and encodes 543 amino acids. Gene Ontology annotation, cellular component: chloroplast inner membrane. Gene Ontology annotation, biological process: plant organ development.
AGAGGAGAUGGCAUUGCACGCCGCGACCGCCCCGCCGCCGCAACCCAUGGCCCUCCACCGUCCCAGAACGACCUCUCCGGCCACCUCGCUCUCUCCCUACCCAUGCAUUCCUCUUCUCAGAAUCCGUCCGUUCUUACUCUCCCCCGCCAAACUCCGCCUUAGGAUGCCCUGCUCCGUGCCUAGAAUCACCGCCUCGGCCACCGCGGCGCCUGUUGGUCCUGACUUCAUGGAUGCGCUCGAGCGGUGUUUCUCUCUUCCGUCGGUGGCCGAGGCUUCCUUCUGCUCCUCGCCGGCCGCUACUCCCGCAGCCUCGAUGCCGAUGAUGAAAGGGGGGAAAUAUGGGGCCAUCGGUGCGGUGACCUUGGAGAAGUCCAGGCUUGAUCUUUCUAAGAAGUCUAUGAGAUCCAACCCCGAGACGGCAAUUGGUGGCGGAGGUGGAGAUAUUGGAAAGAAAAUUUUUCAUGGUGGGGGUGGAGGAGAUGAUGGUGGUGAUGAUGAUGAUGAUGAUUACUUUGAUGACUUCGAUGAAGGAGAUGAAGGAGAUGAUGGUGGAUUAUUUAGAAGGCGCAUAGUGUUUCAAGAGCUUUUUGACAGGAAAUUUGUAGACUCUGUGCUUCAGGAGUGGUAUAAAAGCAUGAUAGACUUGCCUGCUGGCCUUCGACAAGCUUAUGAAUUGGGAUUAGUGAGUUCUGCUCAAAUGGUCCAAUUCUUGGCAUUUAAUGCAAGGCCAACAGUUACAAGAGCUGUCUCUCGAAGCACUCCUGAAUGGUUAUCCAGAGCAUUCAUUGGAAGGAUGAUUGCAGAUCCAUCAUUUUUAUAUAAACUAAUUCUAGAAGAGAGUGUGACUUGUGCCUAUUCUGCUUGGUGGGAAUUCAAGAAUCGAAAAGAGAGGAUUAAACAAGAAUGGCAUUUGGCACUCCUAAAUAUUCUAACCGUCAUGACUUGUAAUGGAAUUAUCGUUUGGUCUCUUGCACCAUGUCGCUCAUAUGGGAAUACAUUCCGGACUGACUUACAAAACAGUAUUCAGAAACUUCCUAACAACAUAUUUGAGAAGGACUAUCUCAUGAGGGAAUUUGACUUACAGAAAAGAGUUUAUUCUUUCUUCUACAAAGCUGCUGAGUUUUCUCUACUUGGAUCUACUGCACGAACUGUUCAAAGUGGUCUAUCAAACUUUUUUUCUUCCAAGAAGGAUGAGAGGUUGUCAGUGACCGUCCCUUCUGUAAGCACCAACGCUCUUGGAUAUGGCGCCUAUUUAGGGUUUUAUGCAAAUCUGCGUUAUCAGAUUUUGAAUGGAGUUGAUAGAGCUAUGAUCAAUCACUUUGAUGUUCUAAAGGUUGCUUUCUGUUUUAGCACAGCAUUGAGAAUUUUGAAUGCUCAUCUUGGGGAGGCAUCCAGGCGAGCUUGGCUAGGGGUGGAAGCAGAUACUCUAUCUCAGUCAGAUAAUUUACCGAAACCGUACAACAAACCAUCAAAUGCUAUAGAAGCUCCAUCAUCAAAGUGGCAUAUCUCGAAUCACACUGUCAUGAUGGGUCUCUGGUUACCGGGUCUCAAGCAGGGAAGAGAUGAACCAGACUCCAUACCCUCGAAACCACACCGAAAGCGAACCAUCAGAAGAAAAGCAAAUGCUUCCUCCUCCUAGUCAGUCUCCAUUCAUCCAUCAAAGUUACUACAAUUCUUUUAGACUGUAAACCACGCAUCAGCUUGUGCCUCACAUUGCUAUAAUCUGAAUGAAGCGAGUGGGCAGUGAUCAUCAUGUGGAAUACUGAAUCCCGAAUACCCAAAGAGUAUGGAUGAUGAACUCUGACAAUUUUGGCUAAGUUAGUUUUGAGGAUCGCCAGUUUGCCAUCUCAUUCUUUCAAUUGCUUUGUAAUAAAGAGGAACUGGCUUCGAUUACAUCAACAUUCUCAUUUUUUGGCUUCAGAACAAUAAAUCUACCCACCUGAAGCAGGUGGGAGAAGAUGCUGUAGGCCAUAAAUCUAAUGUGCCGAUGAAGGAGUGGUGGCCACGGAUGGAGGAGGGGAGACUAGCAAGGAUGAAGUGUGCAAUGGCCAUUGCUCCGGUGUUGACCGAGGAGGAAGGAGAACAUUGGAGGUAUUUAGACAAAAAAUCACUUUGUUUUGACUUUGUCAUAUUAAAAUAUGUUUUCAAAAUGCUUCUAAAAUUUUAUUAAUAUUAAAAUAUCUUUUAAAAUUUCCCUGGUAUUAUAAUAUUUGUAUUAUGAGAUUGAAAUGCUCAUUAUGUGUGUAGUAAUAUUUUUUUU